Molecule: messenger RNA, 1008 nt
Organism: Penicillium chermesinum
Lineage: Eukaryota; Fungi; Ascomycota; Eurotiomycetes; Eurotiales; Aspergillaceae
Exons: 1
Coding region: 1-1008 (335 amino acids)
Source: RefSeq, a predicted model, not a curated record
AUGCAUGGUCCCACUAGCCUCGAGACAGUACCGAGCCCAUGCUCCACAAUCGGCGCUUCGGAAAAUUCGGAAUCACCAGCCGGCUACGGAACAGAUGGCUCCUUUGAAGAUUGCAUAUCGGAGGCGUCUUUGCUGGCAAGAGACACGCUUGGUCAAUACCCUCCAUUGACAGCCGAUAUUGAACCAGAGACACGCCUCGACCAGCGGUCCACAAACACAACAUCAGAUAUCGAUAUCGACUCGCUUCCCACAGAGGGCAGGUCUGAGCCACCUGAGCAAGCACCUUCCGGGUCACGACUACACCUCAGCCACACACUCGGAGCAGACAACUUGCUUCGUGAAACAGACCGAACUGAAAUUCAAUCUCAUCCGAGCGUUUGUAUGAAUGCUCAUCCUGAGUUCACUCAGCAUGAACAUGAGUGUUUUGCACUUGGCAUUCCUCAACCCGACUCGACUGAUGCAUACACGAACGAUAUCCCUCGUAAUGACUCUGCCAUCAACUGGCAAAAGCCCUCCCUCUCAUCUGGGUUACCGGGAAGCUUUUCGCAUGAGAUUCCCCAGUUUUAUUCAGGUGGUGCUCCCGCUAACCAACUGAGGAUGCAUGGUGCCGAAGUCCGCCGACCAAGUUUGGUUACGUCUCCCGAGUCAUUCAGCACAGGAGACAGUUGUGGCUCAGCCACAGAAGCCAGUUCGAACGUGACUGAUGGGGCAUCAGAGGAAGUUCCCCCAGAAACUACUUUACCAACUUAUGGACUAGUACCUCCAUUGCCCCCACAUAGGCCCUGUCCUUACCCGCCAACAGAAGGUCACUUGAGAGAGAUUUGGCACGGUGGGAUGGGCAGUUAUGAGCUUCCUCUUGCCCAGCCUAACCCUCCGGCUACAUUCGUCUGUGACUUGGUUGAGCAAAUGGUAACACAGCCAUUUGACUGCAGGAUGGCUGUCCAAAAAGCAUUCGAUGCAUCCAUUGGUCUAGAAAAUGUAUCAACGCUAGAAGAUAGGCCGGGGUGA